This is a messenger RNA of Ctenocephalides felis (cat flea), 2268 nucleotides long. RefSeq names its product Bardet-Biedl syndrome 2 protein homolog. Gene Ontology annotation, molecular function: protein binding. The record is from RefSeq and is a predicted model, not a curated record. NCBI's taxonomy places the organism in Eukaryota, Metazoa, Arthropoda, Insecta, Siphonaptera, Pulicidae. Gene Ontology annotation, cellular component: ciliary basal body; BBSome; neuron projection. Gene Ontology annotation, biological process: non-motile cilium assembly. The transcript has 15 exons. The coding region runs from base 1 to 2259 and encodes 752 amino acids.
AUGCCUUUUGCCUUUCGAUGUUUACGAUUACGGAGUCAUAGCAACAGUUGUUUUGACAACAAUGCUAUACAUAAAAUUUUUAUUAAUACCAAAAUGAAGCCAACAUUUAAUUUUUUGAUUAACCACAAGAUGUUACCAGGUCGUAUUACUAUCGGAAAAUACGACGGUAAAAAUGCUUGUUUGACUGCAGCCACAAUAGCGGACAAGGUGCUUAUUCACAGUCCUCAUAGAAGAACCGGCCUUCCGACUGGACGAAUAACUUGGUCUGAGACGAAUGCGGAAGUGGCCACGCUGGCGUUGAAUCAGCCAGUGACGGCAUUGGUGGCGGGCAAGCUCAUUGAAAACGACGACAAAGACAUCUUGGUCAUCGGAUCGCCAACUCAUAUUUUAGCCUACCACGUUGAGAAUAAUACCGACGUCUUUUUCCAAGAGAUUCCCGAAGGAUCUUCUUCAAUCAUAAUUGGAUACUUGGGGAGUAUAAAUACUCCCUUGGCAAUAGUUGGAGGUGCUUAUGCAGUUAGAGGUUUUGAUGCAACAGGCAAGGAGCAUUUUUGGUUUCUUCCUGGAGGAAAUGUAAAGGCUCUUGAAUUAUUGGAUACGGAUGAUGACGGAUUAAACGAACUAAUAACUGGGAGCGAUGAUUGUUUCAUUCGGUCGUACAAAGCGGAUGGCACCCUCCUCACCGAGUGGUACGAAACUGCACCUGUGACACUAUUAGCGAAAUUAGCGAACGCGACCAGACUUGCUUACGGAUUAUCCAAUGGGACGAUUGGCGUCUACGAAGACGGCGUCAGAUUGUGGCGGGUCAAGAGCAAAAAUGCAGUGAAUUCCAUACAUGGUUUUGACAUGAUGGGUUUGGGACACGACCAAUUGAUAACUGGCUGGAGUAACGGCAAGGUGGAUGUCAGAGACACUUUUACUGGCGACGUUUUGUUUAAAGUGAAUUUGUCUCAAUCGGUGGCAGCGGUACUGCGCGGCGAUUACAGAAACGUCGGCAAGGAUGACUUAAUAGCAUGCAGCAUCGAGGGAGAAAUUUGCGGAUAUGUAACUCAAACCGCAGUAAGUGAGAGCGCUUUGAUUCGAAAACAAGAAGUCAUAAAAGAACUAAUGUCGAAGAAGCAAACACUUCAACUGGAAUUGAAGCACUAUCACGCCAACGAACGCGCAAACCAGGACCGAGAAAAAACCAGGGACCAUGCCAAAUUGAGAACAGGUGAAAACAGCUUGAUACCGGCCAACACUCGUCUACAGAUAGGUGUUGCUACAAACUUAGACUCCAAAAAGCCACACGUUGAAUUGUCGAUAUGUACAAAUAACGAAACCAUAGUGCGAUGUGUACUUGUGUUUGCUGAAGGAAUAUUCUUAGGAGGUGGAGAGUCGCUCAUAUUAUAUCCACCACCAUCUAAAGUGGCAAGUAAAUUGUGCGUUCCCUUAAUUCCUCCAAGGGACGUUCCUGUCGACAUACAUAUAAAGGCUUUUGUUGGCAACCCAGAAUGUUCUCAAUAUCACGUAUUUGAACUAACAAGGCAAUUGCCAAGAUUUUGUAUGUACGCCAUCCCUCAAGAAAUUACAUCAUCGCCUAAGACCGUGCGUUUUCAUAUCGCAGAAAGGUUGCAGCGAAUUUGCAUCUGGAUAAACCAAAAUUUCUUAUUGAGCAGUGACAUAAUUGCACAGCCAACUGAAGAUCAAGAACUGAAACUUCUUUUAACAUGCCUUAGAGAUAAUACACAGCUAUUGAUGGAGUUCACAGGUGAUGGAGAAGUAAUUCUGACCACACCAAAUAUGGCCCUGGCAGCUGAUUUAAUUCAGUCAUUAGCAAGCUUCUUAAAAUUAGAAAAUCUACAAUCAGAAGCUCGUUUCAAUGCCGAAGAAACAAAAUUAAGAAAUUUAAUAGAGAAAUUGAAUGGUCUCCAAGAAACCACAAAUAUUUUACAGGCGGAACGUGCAGAACACUUAGGCAUUUUGAGAAGCUUAGCCGUAAAAGCCGAAGAUGCCAGAAUCAAUUUCGAAGACGAUAUACAGAAAUAUUACGAUGAAAUAGAGACCAUGAAUUCGGACUUGAUGCGUGGCUAUCAGAUAAGAAUGGCGAAUUACGAAGAGACACAGGAAGCUCUCAAAAGUACAAAUGCCAUCAUAAAACAGGCCGCCAGGUUAAGAGUUGGAAAGUACGCAACCAACAUGAUAAAGCAAUGCAGAACAGCAAUCAAAAAUAACAACAUCGACCAUUUAAUCAAAAUUUUACGAACGGCCGAUGUAUGAUACACGAAC